UGGUUUGGUUAUACCUAAAAUACUGUCGUCGAAGUGUAUAGUCAGUUUGUAAACUCUCGACAAUAAUUUACAGUACACACGCAUCACAAAAGAUCAGAACAUUGGGAAAACAUUUGUACGCCAAAGUGAGCGAGCUGACAACUUGCCGAACAGUGUUGUAGAACUAGAAGCAGCCCCGCAAGAACAACAAACAGAAACAUUGCGGUAUACCUACUUUCCUAUCCCCAGGUAGUAUAGUCUCACUCCGAGUCACACAAUAUCGGGUGGAAGAAGAAAGAAGAAAUAUAAAAACCCGCUUUUGCGCAAAGAGUAAAAGUAACGCCCAGUUUAAAAAACUCUCCACGAGUGGAGAGACUUUCCACAAUUCUGAUUGGCUGCAUUCUAAGGAGUGGUUAGAAAAAAGUCUCCAUUCCAACUGUCAUAAUCAUACACCAUACCCGGACCGGCAUCACUUCAAUCCAGUUUAGUCUACGAAAUUUCUCAGAACGAAUUGGUCGCGAACGCUUUGUGAGUUUUUUUUUUUGUUCGUUUUCACUCUCUCGAUCCACCGACCAUCAUCCCCUUGAAACACGCGAAAUGUGAUAUAAAUCCAGUAUUUAUAUCGUAAUCUAUGUUAAAUCUCCAAUUGGAUUACAGUGUGUCAAAAUAAAUGGUUAAACAGUGACAGAAAAUAGAAAGUGUUGAGAACAAAGAAAAUAGUAGUUUUCUAAUUGACAACGACCCAUGACAAUGGUGAAAAUCGACGGUAUUCAAAGUACACCUAUUCACCAUCAAACGCAUUCAUUUCACCAUCAUCAUCAUCAGCAAACCGAACUUACGCAUACCCCAAUAUUUAGUAUGGCCCGGACGCCUCAUCUUAAAUCGAGCUUUUCGAUCAACUCGAUUCUGCCCGAAACUGUCGAAAGUAAUCGCGGCGAAAUUGAACGACACACACCAACUCCCGAACAUUGCCCAGGAUCUCCACUGGGCUCCGAAGAGCAGGAUAUAUCGGACAUUGAAUCCGAUUUGGAUGUAACGAGUAUGUCGCCCCCACCUCCAAUGGACGGAAGUGAGGGAAGUGUUAGUAGUCAACAGAACGAUGGAGGUGAUAACGAAAAGGAUGGUGAUGAUAAACCAAGUGAUUCCACAACCGAUAAAAAAGGCAACGAAAAGCCUCCAUACAGCUAUAACGCCUUGAUCAUGAUGGCGAUCAGACAAAGUCAAGAGAAACGGCUAACGCUUAACGGUAUCUAUGAGUACAUUAUGACAAACUUUCCUUACUAUCGGGAUAACAAACAGGGCUGGCAGAACUCCAUCAGGCACAACCUCAGCUUGAACAAGUGUUUUGUAAAGGUGCCCCGGCACUAUGACGAUCCAGGGAAGGGUAACUAUUGGAUGCUUGACCCGUCGGCAGAAGACGUUUUCAUUGGAGGAUCGACCGGAAAGUUGCGCCGACGCACCACUGCAGCGUCAAGAUCCCGAUUAGCUGCAUUAAAACGAUCCCUCAUCGGCCCCAUGUUCCCCGGACUUGGAUACCCCCAAUUUGGACAGUUUCUAUAUCCUGCAGCAGCGGCGGCAGCCGCAUCAGCCCCUUCGCUUUUAGCCAGUAUGUACAGUCGAUAUAAUCCCUUUGUACCAAAGUCUCCAGGCCUUUCGUUGCCAAUGUCAUUCGCUGGGGCGGGGAUGCCCCAAGGAAUGGGCUCAAAUCCAGGAUUCCCAGCGAAUAUGGAACGACUGCUAUCUUCUCCCUCCCACCAAAGUGGCGCGCCUGCGCCCUCACUUCCGUCCUCUGCCGAACUUUACCAACGCCUGCAAUAUCAACAGCUUCUGCAACAACAUGCCGCAGCUGCAGCAGUUGCAGCCCACCAGCGACAACAGCAGCAACAACAACAACAACAGCAAAACGCUCACCUACAGCCCCUGCAGCUCUCCACGCAUCUAGGCCAAACUAGCCCCUCAGCGCCGGUCUCACCGACGGUACCGCAGGGCCCUAUCUAUAAGCCAGUAACAGUUGUGUCCCGUAAUAGUUGAGACUGUAAACUUGAAUCCCGUGAUGACAUUUGCUGCUGCGCACCAACAACCCACAGAAAUUUCCCAGUGGCGCUGCACUCUGCCACCACCAGAUAUUCCUUGUUGUGUAAAUACAUAGUUCGUAAUUUCAUAGUUUUUAGUAUUUUAACUUAAAUUAAUUUAUUUGUUGACAAUUUAAUUAUAAACAAACAAAAAAAAAAAGUAAACAAACAGCUUUUGUAUGAACAAACAAAAAAAAAACAAA
Episyrphus balteatus (marmalade hoverfly) is the source of this 2254-nucleotide messenger RNA. RefSeq names its product fork head domain transcription factor slp2 (gene slp2). The record is from RefSeq and is a predicted model, not a curated record. NCBI's taxonomy places the organism in Eukaryota, Metazoa, Arthropoda, Insecta, Diptera, Syrphidae. Gene Ontology annotation, biological process: regulation of transcription by RNA polymerase II. Gene Ontology annotation, cellular component: nucleus. The coding region runs from base 724 to 2010 and encodes 428 amino acids. Gene Ontology annotation, molecular function: DNA-binding transcription factor activity; sequence-specific double-stranded DNA binding. The transcript has a single exon.